This is a messenger RNA of Urocitellus parryii (Arctic ground squirrel), 1671 nucleotides long. It is a transcript of the gene Prf1, whose product is annotated as perforin 1. The record is from RefSeq and is a predicted model, not a curated record. Gene Ontology annotation, cellular component: membrane. Gene Ontology annotation, molecular function: wide pore channel activity; pore-forming activity; calcium ion binding. Lineage: Eukaryota; Metazoa; Chordata; Mammalia; Rodentia; Sciuridae. Gene Ontology annotation, biological process: T cell mediated cytotoxicity; immunological synapse formation; defense response to virus.
AUGGGCACCCAACUUCUCUUCCGGGGCAUUCUCCUCCUGUUGCUGCCCCGACCUGCCCCAGCCCCCUGCUACACAGCUGCGCGAUCAGAGUGCAAGCAAAACCAUGACCCCGUGCCUGGCGCCUUGCUGGCUGGGGAAGGUGUGGAYGUGACCAGCCUCCGCCGCUCCGGCUCCUUCCCCGUGGACACACACAGGUUCCUGCGGCCCGACGGCACCUGCACCCUCUGUAAAAACCCCCUGCAGAAGGGCGCCCUGCAGCGUCUGCCCCUGGCGCUCACCCACUGGCGUGGGCAGGGCUCCAGCUGCAGGCGCCAAGUAGCCAAGGCCAAAAUCAGCUCCACCGAGGAGGUGGCCCGGGAGGCGGCCUCCAACAUCAACAAUGACUGGCGGGUGGGGCUGGACGUGACUCCCCCGGAGCCCAGCAGCAACGUGCACAUGUCUGUGGCCGGCUCGCACUCCAAGGCAGCGGACUUCGCAGCCCAAAAGACCCACCAGGACCAGUACAUCUUCAGCACGGACACGGUGGAGUGUCGCCUCUAYAGUUUCCACGUGGUGCACAGACCCCCACUGCACCCUGAUUUCAAGAGGGCACUUGGGGACCUGCCCCCGCACCUCAACACCUCCACCGAGCCUGACUACCUCAGGCUCAUCCACAACUACGGCACCCACUUCAUCCGGUCCGUGGAGCUGGGUGGCCGCGUCUCAGCCCUCACGGCCCUGCGCACCUGUGCCCUGGCCUUGGAUGGGCUCACGGCCGACGAGGUGGCGGACUGCCUGGCCGUGGAGGCCCAGGUGAGCAUCGGUGGCCAUGCCGAGUCCUCCUCCGAGUUCAAGGCCUGCGAGGAGAAGAAGCAGCGGCACAAGAUGAUAACCUCCUUCCACCARACCUACAACGAGCGCCACUCGGAGGUGGUCGGCGGCCGCCACGCCUCCUUGCGCGACCUGCUAUUCGGGAACCAGGCUGGGCCUGAGCAGUACUCGGCCUGGGUGGCUUCGCUGAUCAGCAGCCCCGGCCUGGUGGACUACAGCCUGGAGCCCCUGCACUUCCUGGUGGACGGCCAGGACCCGCGGCGGGAGGCGCUGAGGCAGGCGGUGAGCAACUACCUGAUKGGCAAGGCACGCUGGAGGGACUGCAGCCGGCCCUGCCCACCUGGGCAACAGAAAAGUCCCCAUGACCCGUGCCAGUGCGUGUGCCACGGCUCAGCAGUCACCAACCAAGACUGCUGUCCACGCCAGAGGGGCCUGGCCCAGCUGGAGGUGACCAUCGUCCAAGCGUGGAAUYUGUGGGGAGACUAUGGCAGUGCUACAGACGCCUAUGUGAAGGUCUUCUUUGGUGGCCAGGAGCUGAGGACCGGCACCRUAUGGAACAAUAACAACCCCAGAUGGAUGACUCGGCUGGACUUUGGGGAUGUGCUUCUGACCACAGGGGGCCCCCUGAGGGUGCAGGUUUGGGAUGCAGACAACGGCUGGGAUGACGACCUCCUUGGCUCCUGUGACCGGUCCCUAAGGUCUGGCUCCCACGAGGGGCARUGCCACAUGAAUCACGGUCACCUGCAAUUCCUCUACCGGGCCAGGUGCUUGCCCCACCUGGCUGGGGGAACCUGCCUGGAUUAUGCCCCCCAGGGGCUUCUGGGAGAGCCUCCAGGGAACCGAAGCGGGGCCGUGUGGUGA